Messenger RNA from Propithecus coquereli (Coquerel's sifaka), 1335 nucleotides. It is a transcript of the gene RCN3, whose product is annotated as reticulocalbin 3, EF-hand calcium binding domain. Bases 5 to 991 code for a protein of 328 amino acids. NCBI's taxonomy places the organism in Eukaryota, Metazoa, Chordata, Mammalia, Primates, Indriidae. Gene Ontology annotation, molecular function: calcium ion binding. The record is from RefSeq and is a predicted model, not a curated record. The transcript is spliced from 7 exons. Gene Ontology annotation, cellular component: endoplasmic reticulum.
ACCGAUGAUGUGGCGAUCAUCACUUCUGCUGUUUCUGUUGCUGCUGAGGCACGGGGCUCAGGGGAAGCCGUCGCCGGACGCCGGCCCUCAUGGCCAGGGGAGGGUGCACCAGGCGGCGCCCCUGAGCGAGGCCCCUCACGAUGACGCCCACGGAGACUUCCAGUACGACCAUGAGGCUUUCCUGGGACGGGACGUGGCCAAGGAAUUCGACCAGCUCAGCCCAGAGGAAAGCCAGGCCCGUCUUGGGCGGAUCGUGGACCGCAUGGACCGCGCCGGGGACGGCGACGGCUGGGUGUCGCUGGCCGAGCUUCGCGCGUGGAUCGCGCACACGCAGCAGCGGCACAUACGGGACUCGGUGAGCGCGGCCUGGGACACGUACGACACGGACCGCGACGGGCGUGUGGGUUGGGAGGAGCUGCGCAACGCCACCUAUGGCCACUACGCGCCCGGUGAAGAGUUUCACGACGUGGAGGAUGCAGAGACCUACAAGAAGAUGCUGGCUCGGGACGAGCGGCGUUUCCGGGUGGCUGACCAGGACGGGGACUCGAUGGCCACCCGGGAGGAGCUGACGGCCUUCCUGCACCCUGAGGAGUUCGCCCACAUGCGGGACAUCGUGAUUGCCGAAACCCUGGAGGACCUAGACAAGAACAGAGAUGGCUACGUCCAAGUGGAGGAGUACAUCGCGGAUAGAGGGACAGAGACCCAUGGGGAGGAGGAGCCGGCCUGGGUGCAGACUGAGCGGCAGCAGUUCCGGGACUUCCGGGACCUGAACAAGGACGGGCGGCUGGACGGGAAAGAGGUUGGCCACUGGGUGCUGCCCCCCUCGCAGGACCAGCCCCUGGUGGAGGCCAACCACCUGCUACAGGAGAGUGACACGGACAAGGACGGGCGUCUGAGUAAAGCCGAGAUCUUGGGCAACUGGAACAUGUUCGUGGGCAGCCAGGCCACCAACUACGGCGAGGACCUGACACGACACCACGACGAGCUCUGAGCCCCAGUGUGCCCGUUGCAGCCUCGUAACCCAUGGGAUAACCCCAGGAGGGGCCACAGUAGCCAGGCCCCUCCCUGUCGCAGCCCUGUAGGAUGGGGACGCAGCCCCUGACGUCCCCCCGACCCUGGGCUCUCAGGGACCACCUGGGUCAGCUUCUCUCCCUGAGACUCUGCAGCCCUGCCCACCCUGCCCCGGGGGCUCUCACAGCCCGGGAGGGUGAGUGACACCCAUUUCUCACUGGCAGAAUCUCCCAGCCCAGACCCAGGGUCACCCAACGCUCAGCUUCCAGGAGCCUCCACCAACACCGCAGCUCCAGACCUGGGCCCCAGCCACACACUGAGAGA